Molecule: messenger RNA, 429 nt
Organism: Eupeodes corollae
Lineage: Eukaryota; Metazoa; Arthropoda; Insecta; Diptera; Syrphidae
Exons: 1
Coding region: 1-429 (142 amino acids)
Molecular function (GO): nucleic acid binding
Source: RefSeq, a predicted model, not a curated record
AUGUCUUUCAUGGAAUCCAAUACAGAAAGGGAGAAAAUAACAUCUUUAUGCGCUACAAGGGGAUGUGACUUCCAUUUCAUUCCCCCUCGUUCACCACAUUUUGGUGGUCUAUGGGAAGCUGCGGUCAAAUCAUCGAAGCAUCUGCUACAGCACACUCUGGCAGGAGCAUCAUUGACGUACGAGGAGCUUGAAACCGCUGCAACUCAAGUUGAAGCUAUUUUAAACUCAAGGCCCUUAACUCCAUUGUCCGAUUCGCCAAAUGAUUUAACCGCUCUUACGCCUGGCCAUUUUCUCAUCGGAGAACCUCUCAUUAGCAAUGUAGAUCCCACAGCCACAGCAAAUGAUUCAAGGGUACUUACUCGAUGGAAUCUUGUAAUUCAUCUCAAAAAUGAGUUCUGGCGCCGAUGCGAUGGUCACGUGAUUACCUGA